This is a messenger RNA of Acanthochromis polyacanthus (spiny chromis), 5739 nucleotides long. RefSeq names its product protein rapunzel-like. The record is from RefSeq and is a predicted model, not a curated record. The transcript is spliced from 3 exons. Lineage: Eukaryota; Metazoa; Chordata; Actinopteri; Pomacentridae. The coding region runs from base 2559 to 3734 and encodes 391 amino acids.
GGUGUGCGGCUUCUUAAUGAUAAAUUCAUGAAUGUCUUUACCAGAGACUUGAAAAUAUCUCAAUGAAAUAUCGAAAUCAUUCAUAAAUACUGUCUCUGUUGAUAUAUAAUCAGCUCUGGGUACUGCUAUGUGAUCCGUUGUCUUGCAUUGAUUUUUACUCUCAAUUUGUGUAGUUUCCUUCCUCUGUUGUUAUAAAAGUGUCCGAGCCAUGCAUCUUCAUGUAGCUUAGCGUUACCAUAAUGGUUUGGAUAUUUCUAGGUUUGGGCAGUACAGCUUUGUUUGUCAGCUGUGAGAGACUUUGACGUUCAUUGAUAAUUAGCAGGAGCAAAUAAUUAUAUGUUUACAUGAUAUUUGCCUAAAACUUUUGAGCUUAUCCAUCGUCAAAAGCUGUAAAACAAACGAGCACACAUGGAGAUGGGAUUGCUUUGUCAACCGCAUGUUUCCAAAGUCAUCAUUGACCAGCAGGGUUCACCUUUUUAAGGACUGGUUUGACAUUUGACUCUCAGGUCUGUACUAAGAAUGAAGCUGGAGCUAGCAAACAGUUAGCUUAGCUUAACAUGAACACAAUAAGAUCCCUUGAAGUUUGCCAUGUAUCAUGUGGUUCAUGUUGUGAAGGUAUGACUUUAACCCAAACCAUAGUUUUCCUUUACUUGUGGGUGACAAACCUCAGGCCCUUGGUGAAAAUCUUGUAACUUACACCAGAACCACUCCAUCCAGCUUUCUUAUGAGGCUCGUUCAGACUAGCGAAUAUUGACAUCGUAGUGACGUUGAUACCAAUGAACACCUUUUUAAAAUUGUAGUUUUUGAUAUCCUGUAAAUGAGAACAUGUUGAAUGCUCUAGAAAACCAAAAUGGGCACUGACUACAUGGACGCUCAUGAAUGAAGCAGACUGGAAAGUAGUACAAUAGGAGCAGCUGCAUAGCUCAGCUUCCCUGGCCACUUCUGUUUGCAGUCUUUAUGCUAAGCUAAGCUAACUGUCUCCUAGCUCCAAUUCCCUAUUAAGCAAUUUUCUACUGCAGGAUCUUGCAGGAUGUUGAAGGGAACCUUUAAAUUGUAGAAUCUCUUUCUGGGUGGUAGGCACUUCUGAUCGGCCCAAAAAACUGCUGCACAGUGCUUGGUGGUAGAGCUGAUUAUUUUCUGUCCUCUUGAUGUCCUCAUCCAGCAGCCGUCCUCUCUAUUCUAACAUUGCCCUAAGCUGUGCAAAAUUCACCAUAUAUGUUAACAUAUCUAACCUUCAUACGUCCAUUAGCUACUACAUGUCGUUUUGGUGAAAUCUGUAUUAACAUUGUAGUCUGGGGUGCCACCUAACCACCUGGCCCAAGUUCCUGCAGUGAAAAGCCGCUGGCUAAUACAGAUCUAAUAAGCUAAUGCUUGGAAACAAAGCAAAGUAACAUAAUCUGCUCAUAAGGAUGACAUAAUGUGACUGAAAGCUCCACAACAUGCUGAUUGUUUAUACUGCAAUUUAUUACAAGAGGUAGUGGAUGUUGUUCCUACAUACCACUCAACUACCAGGGUAUGUUUCCACAUUGCUAGCUAAUGUUAUCUAUAAGUUCUAAGAUUUUUCUUGAGGAAAUCACUUUGACCAAGUGUGAAAAAUAUUUAUUAUUUCAAAUUCUGUUCUUAUGAGGUUAAAAUUUAACUACGAUUUUAGGAAUGUUUUAGCUACAACGUUCAAAGAGUGUUUAGAGAACGCUGUCAGGGCCACAGAUUACAACAAUUACAACAAAAGGCGUAAAACUGUCAAACCAAGAUUGUAUGCAUUCCCGCUAUGUUCCACAAUGUUGCAUGAUUAAGGAACAAGGUCAACAUUGCAACAUUUGGAAAACAUUGGAAGAACAUUAGGGCAUAACAUUCUAGCAGAGUUACCACCAAGCGGUUUUAAAACGUCUUUUAAUAGCAUUAUCCAACCUUUAGGAAGAACACUCUGACAGCUUUAAGAAAACUUCCUGCUAAAAAAUCACUAGAUCACUGCAGCAUUUUCUCAGAACGUUUUUAGAAGGUUGAAGCUGAGAAUUGUCCACUCCUAGAAAUAAUCCCCUAUGGAAAACAAUGUAGUAUUUGUGCUGCUUUUGGUGCAAUACGUGGGGCAAACUAUUCAAAUCAACCACAAUCUUCGUCAACACACUCAUGUAAGUUUUACUCAAUUUGUAAUAAACAAAAAAUAUAAAUGUUUUUGUCAUCACUGGUCAUCAUUACCUUGUUAUAUAAAAACUUUGGCCUUUAAAACUAUAAAUGAGCACGAGGCAGAUAAUAUUUAACUGUCAUAAUGCUAUAACGUUUGUUUAUCAAAUGGGUGGAUCUGUUUGAAGCAGCAAUUAUACUCAACUUUUUUUUCCUUUUGCCUCCACCACCCUGCUGUGUUUUUGUGUGUCUGUGUGCCUGCCUGGGUGUGUCUCUGCUCUGUAACUCGAGAGCCACAUGACCAAUAGGAAGGCAAACCGUGUACAAGUUAGAAUUCUUCCGCAAACUUUAUCAGUUUUUGCAGUGUUGUAAGAAGAGAGGCCACAGUCCAACAGCAGUGGAGCAGAGCUGAUCAGUCUAUAAAAGCAGCAGCAAAGAUGGCAGGGCAGCUACAGAAGCUUGUGGCCGAGAGGAAGGACAUGGUGGAGACGGUGAUGGAAGUGUUCGAGCAGGGAGCCGAAGUGGUGGCCAGCAUCGCCGGCGACCUCUUCCCCGUUUUCUCCAUCGCUGCUCCAAUUGUCAAACUGGCUCUGGACAACGUGGAAAGCAAAGAGGCAGAAUUCAUGAAGGAGCAGUUCCAGAAGGUCCGUGAGCGCCUGGAGGUGAUCUCCGAGGAGAUUCAGCGGAUCAACGACGAGAUCAAGAAGAGCAGCGUGGAUGCCACAUAUUUCUCUGUGGAGGAAAACAUCACCAACCAGUUCAGGAAGUACAUGGACAUCCUCAACGCCAAGCCCAAGUUCCGGGAGGUGAAGAAGAAGCUUUUCCUGGAGCAUUUUGCCAAAACCGGUGGUGACAAAAACUUGAACACCCUGUACAGCGCUGUGACGGGAGAUAACUUCUCGGGGGAAUCUGUGCUGGAGAUCAUCCUGAACUACGAGGAGAAGAGCCGCCGACCGAUGGAGGACUUCUGUGCCCGGCUCAAGAAGCUCUUCUGCGUCGGACUCAUUGCGCUGCUGGGCCACGCUGCUCUGAAGGGAUACGACGAGGAGGAGGCGCUCCUGAAGGACUGGGGGGAGAAGAUGAAAUCUGUUCAGGAAAGAAUGAACGCCGUCAUUGAAGAGUGCAUCGUCGGAUUCCCCACACAAGCCGAGCUGGAUUCUCGACGACUGGUGAGAGAUCAGGCACACUUGACCAGCCAGCAGCUAGCUGAUGCUAUUGUCGAGAAACUGAAGAAGAAGUACGACUGGGUGGGCUGGUCCGUGCGUAUUUUCAGGUCACCCUCAGGCCUCUUCGCCAACAAGAAGGAUUUCCACUGCCCGACUGGGAAGAGCCGCUUCCAGGUGCCAUCCUCAGACGAGAAGCUCAAUGUCUGGGUGUCCUACAGUUCCUCAGCGGAGCCUGUGGACAAGAACCACAUCCAGCAGCUGAUCCAGAGUCAGAAGAAGCUCACAGUGGUGGGCGUGGCAGAGCUCCUGUUUGAGAAGCUGCCUGGCGAUUGCGUGGUUCACACGGUCAAGACCAGCAAAGACCUGGCCUGCUCCUGGAGCUUCACCGACGAGCUGCACUACUGGGAGGAGCACAAGAACUUCUAUGUCUGCGUUCACUCAGCCUGAAGUCUCAGACGCUGGAAAAACUCUCAGAAAUCAUUCUAUGUUUAGAGGCUACUCACAUUUGCACAAUCGCAGACAACUGCUGCCUCUCUGCUUGGCCUUAACAUAGAAUUAUUACACAAUGUGUGCCUUAGUCACUACCCUCUGAUAGCCUUUUUAUAAUGAACUAGUCUCUUACCUAAACAUUAAUAGUCAAUUUCUUUCAGACAUAGUUCAUUCAUUCAUUCAUUCAUUCAUUCAUUCAUUCAACCUUGAGUUAAACUUGAGAAAUCAUUGAGGGUCAACUCUUUUUUUCAACAUGGAGUCAAUUUACAAAAACAAAGAGGAAAAAAGAAAGAAAACAACAAAUAGAAAAUAGAAAUAUGAAUUUACCCUCUAAACUUGAAGCACUUUCUGGGUGUUUUUUGUUUGCUCCUGUCACACUUUUCCUCACUGUGAGCUCAUUUUUCACUGAAUUAUAGGCUCUGCAUCUAUAGGGAAACAGUACAACUAUGCAGUAUGGCACAGCUGAAUUGCCGUAAAUCAGAAAAAAAUUGGUUUUACAAAAUUAUUUCAUUUUAAAAAACUGAAUGAAUUCAAAGCAUGUGCAACAUUCUUCCAGGUGCCCACAGGUGUUACCAAUAAUGGAAAAAUAAAUGGUGGCAAUUAGUAUAGAUAUUGUACUACUUAGUUAUAUGUUGUUUCCAUAUUGCUCUGUGGAAACGCUGCCUGUAUGUCGACCAAAAAGUCUCUGAAUUUUUGUCACAAGACUGUUGGUCACAGCUGACUCAAUAAUAGCUUCACAGUUGUGGCAAAGAGGACAGGUCUUUUUUUACAGGAUGUGGUUAUAGCAAAAGCUUUAUUUUUGGCAACUUUUAAAAUGUACACAAGUGGAAGAAAAUGGUGAAAUAUCCCAAUUUUGAGUUUAGAUUUGGGUUAAACAUUCUAAUUGAAAGCCAUGUCACAGAUGAGUAGUUCAAGGACAGUCGAAAAGUUGAAAACCAAACAUAUUUGUUUGUUUUUACAGUUUCUAGCUCUAAAAAUUGGUGUAAUUUUGUAGACUAAAAAAAAACACACAGAUGACGUGCCUUUUAAACCUGUCAGCGGAUUUUAGGGGUUCAGAUGAUAACAUAGUGAUAUGAAAGACCCCAAAACUUUUACAGUCAGGUACAUUUUUAAUAAAGUAAUUAAAAUGUUUAAUAAAAUACAACUAUGUUAUGCAAGUCAGCAGGACAUGUUGCUGGUUUGAGUGCAGCUGUCAUGCAGAGAUUACGUGUGCGCUGGUGCUGAUAAGUGGCGACCUCGCCCUGCUGAGGACAUUUAAACCACAACCAGGAGAGAAAAUGGCUCCAGACCUUCGCACAGAAUAAAAUGGAGGCCUUUGCUUUGAUUUUGGUGGCUCAGAAAUAGUAAAUCCUGUCACUUGCGCCUGUCCAAGGAUUUAAUAGCAACCUUUUCUGUAGUGAACCACGCAACUUUAUUCACACACCCUGUCGCGAACAUGCCGAGGCGUGGAGACGGCAGCUCUUUAUUUACAUACCGAUGCUUUGCUGUUCCCGUGUCGCAGCCUCACCUGUGUGGUUGUGCAACUCAGACUGGAAGCUCACAACCUGUAACUUCAUUUACUCUGAAGGUUUACUGAUAUAAAGGAACAAACUGUCGAGUUUUGGGGGUUUGGGAUCUUUUGAGAUUUUUUUUUUUAAUAUGAGAAUUAGUAUAAUCGAAUCAAAAACAUGCACACUAACAGAAAUACAUGACAGGGGCACUGCUGUUUGGAUUGUUCUAUACAUUGUGUGUGUUUUCAUGCACCACUGUAAUCUGUGUGUUUCUUUGUAUUGUUUGUAUGUUAUUAAGUGGGAUAAAUUCCUUUGAACAUUUGAAUAUCUGACAAAAACAAGCUGUAAAAAUGAUUGCACAUCUGUUUGUUGUUAUUUCCAUGCAGCAUAUUUGGGUCUCUUCAGCAUCUCUGAAUUAAAGUUAUGUUGGUACACCAAAGCAGUGAAUGUAAUAAAUCUUCCAAAUAAACUCA